Acanthoscelides obtectus is the source of this 389-nucleotide messenger RNA. Lineage: Eukaryota; Metazoa; Arthropoda; Insecta; Coleoptera; Chrysomelidae. The record is from the annotation of a GenBank genome assembly.
GGUUCAGAUGACAGUUCAAGUUUGACAUUACUUUGACACAAUUUUCUUGUAAACCGGCUCAACAGUUGUCGAACAGCAUCCACACGAACAAUGCCGACUCCAAGAGAAUGCAACGUCGUCUCCGGCAUGCCACGAACUCGGAUGAGCAAUAGAACAAUGUUUGCACACAUGUUCUUCCAAACCGUCGUUUAUCUGUCUGUACCAUUUUCAAUUAUAAGUUCCAUUCCAUACAUGCGUGAUCGAAAUAAAGACAAGUAAAACAUGAAGACAAACAAGUAUAAUCAGCGAACAUAAUUAUUGGAAUUAUAAAGCAAUUUGUUAAAUGUUUUCUUUGGAUACAGUUUGUUAGUAAUAAACUGGAGGUUCAUUAAGCCUAACUUAAUCUGGUA